This is a messenger RNA of Trichogramma pretiosum, 4542 nucleotides long. RefSeq names its product prominin-2-like (gene prom). Bases 1 to 3948 code for a protein of 1315 amino acids. Lineage: Eukaryota; Metazoa; Arthropoda; Insecta; Hymenoptera; Trichogrammatidae. The record is from RefSeq and is a predicted model, not a curated record. Gene Ontology annotation, cellular component: membrane. The transcript has 15 exons.
AUGAAGCGACGUCGUGGCUCAGCCCUCGUCUUCGGCCUGAACGGAUUGAUCGUGCUUUUGACGGCCACGAGUCGGCUCGCUCACGCCAAGGAGAUCUACAAUAAUAAUGGCAAAGCAGCGUCGUUCAACUGCAGCAGCAGUACCACCACCACGAGUACGGAAUAUCCCAAGGCAGACGAUCUUUACGCGGACAAGUAUCCGUACGAGGCGCACUUGAAUCGAUUUCCCGACGAGAGCAGCGACAACGACGACGAACCGCUGCUGAAAAAAUCAUCCGGCCGAAAGUAUUUUUACGAGGACGAGCUGGAUGAAGAUAACAGAGGAAGAUCGAACGACAACGACAACGAUGACCCUGUACCGGUGGUCGACGUGAGUCUCCAAGUGUUGCCGCUGAACGAGUACCAGCGCGAUAAGAAUCGGCCUGACAAUUACUCGUACGAGGAGGAUCCUAGGUACGUCACGAAAAUCGGUAAUUUUGCCAAGGAUUAUAAGUCGGAUAAUCGCGACGAGCGGCGACGGUACGACGAUAAUGUCGACGAUGAUAAAAGAAGUUAUUACAACGAUCGCGAUGAGAAGUGGAAGGUUGAUACCAACGACGGCAACGACGAGCACGACGAUAUUCCAGUCGAUGGCGGCAAGUACAAGACCAAAGCCACGAUACCACCUACGACUCGGAGCGGCAAAAAUUAUCAGUACCACACGAACGAGAAGCCUCGUCCACUCGACGCAUCGUCGUCACCCUCGCCGUUUCCCGCCCUUAAUCGAGACGAGCAGCCACCCCGUCUGCUGGACGACUUGCUACCCGACGACGCUGGCUCGUCGUCGUCGCUGCUUCAUUAUCGGGAAAAUUUCGAGCGUCGUCUGGUCGAUCACCAUUAUCAGCAGCAACAGCAGCAGCAGCAGCGACGCUACAAUAACAAUUACGACAGGCCACCCAUCUACAGUACGGAGAAAAGUUCGAAAGCCAAUAAUAAUAAUAAUCCACGUCGUCCCAACGUCAACGGCGAGCCCAAGUACGAGCGGCGAAGUUACGAGGAUGGCGACGAUCUGCAUCCGGAGCGACGUCUGAGCGAGCCGAUCCUGUUAGUCGACAGCGGCGAGCAGAAUACGGUGAAGAGCCUCGACGAUCACGUCCAUCGGCAAUCGAUGAUAAUCGACGAGGACCAGCAGAUGACGGAGAGGAGAAAAAUCCCUGCGUCGUCGCCCGACAGGAGGAUUAGCGGCAGCAGCGACGAUAAUACCGAUAAUUGGGUUAAGAGUAGUAACACCGAGUCGGCGGAUCAAGACAAUGACAAAAGCAGCAACGAUAAAGGGGAGAAGAAGGACGGCCCGCAGCCCGACAGGCGUUACGACGACGUGCAGUUCUUUCAACCUUAUCCGCCGCUGCCGCUGCCGCCUCGUCGCGGCAAUAACGACUUAUACAACAAUAUGAUGUACAACAGAUCGUCGUACGGACGCAGCGACUGGGAGCUCGCGACGAUCGAUCGCAACAAUCUGCCUCGGCUGCACUUCCCGCGCAAGGCCGUGGACGAGCGCUACCGCAUGGCCUCGCUCCACCUCGAUCGGGGCCUCUUCGUCUUCGACUUUCUGCGAGGUUUUCUCCGGGUGAUACUGCCGCGCAGCGUCCCCCUGGAUCUGCUCAAGGACAGCAUCGACGGCCGUAUCGAGCUGCAGUCGCUGCUGGCCCAGUCGGUGCACUUCGAGCUGGUGUUCCUCUGCUGCGCCUGCUUCCUCGGCCUGAUGAUGCUCGUCGUGCCGAGCACCGAGUGCUGGCUCUGCUGCUGCGGUUCCGCUUCGCGAAGGAAAAAAAACCAUUACUCCUCGUCGGUCAGUCGCGCCGGUUCACCGAGUAGACGACGCACCGGCUCCUACUGCUGUCUGGCCACUUUCGCCAUUGUACUCGGGGCUUGCGGCCUGACGAUGCUCGUCUGCAACGAGCAGCUGGCCAACGGCCUGGAGCUGCUGCCCGAGACUCUCGAGGCCGGACUGCAGGAUCUCCGGGACUAUCAUCAGGGUGGCGCGGGACAGCUGCGCAAGUGCCUGACGCGCAGCCUGGACGUGGCCAGCGAGGCUAUUCUCGCCGAUCUCGACAACGUCGAGGAGCUACUUGGCAAGCCGGUGCAGGAGCAGCUCGCGGCCGAGACCGGCCUCGACGUGGCACUGGAAUCGCUGAUGGAUGUGGCGAAUUCGUCGCACGAGCUUUCGUACCAGACGGAGGCGCUGCUGCAGCGAGCUGAGCGAGCCCGCGAAUUCGGCGCCGAGCUGGGCCGCGAGGCCGACGAGCUGAGGCGCGAGCUCGAGCGAGCCACCCGCGACUGCUCGCACGAGGACAGAUCGCUGUGCGCCGUCAUCGAUCCGUCGGGACUGCAUCUGGCGCUCAGGCUCGACAGGGUGGCGAGGGACGACCGUCUGCUGCGGCUGAGAUCGACGGGCCGCGACAAUCUGACGGAGGCCGGACGACAGGCGCGCGGCGAGUAUCUCUACGUGCCGCAUCACGUCGCGCGCACCACCCUCGACGCACGAAAUCUGAUCAGACGCGAGGUGAACACGGCCAGGGCCAAGGUGUCGGACGACUCGCGCGGCAUCGAGGCGGGCGGCCACGACGUCUCCAAUCAGCUCGACAACGUGCGCCGACUCGCCGAUCGGCUGAUGCCCUACGUCAACAGCUUCGAGUACGUCAGAUGGUUCGUAGGUUUCGGUACGACGAUGUGCGUACUGCUGAUCUGGAUCAUUCUCCUGGGGGCGCUGUGCUGUCGAUGCAGCUCCGGCGAGCAUCGCGUGAAAACCAGCCUCUUGUGGUUCGUCUUCCUGAGCAUCUUCGUGUCGAUCGGCCUGUGGCUGGUGCUGAUCGGCGCCCUGACGAUAGCCGCCCACGCGGAGAUGCUGAUCUGUCGGCCGCUCGAGGACCCGCAGUACAGGACCCUCGAGGCCGUACUGGAGACCAGAGCGCUGCUCGGCCGUCGCGUCGGCGUGCCGCUCAAGGACCUAUUCGACCGGAAGUGUCAGGACAGCGACGCCGAGUAUCCGUCCUCGAGUAGCAGCAGCGACGGUUCGAACAGCAACAACUUCAAGCUCGACCAGGUGACGGCCCACUGGCAGUGGCAGGGCCUCAGUCGGGCCUUCGCCAAGCUCAAGGUCGAUCUCAGCCAGAUGCGCGUCGUGUCCCCCCAGCUGCGCGACCGACUGCAGAAUCUGCUCUACGCCUGCGGGGCCAAUCUCACCGAGCACCGGCUCAUGGUGCAGGGGCCCGUGCUCAACAAGGACCUCACCUCGCUCUCGGAGCAGCUGGAGAGCGUGGCGCGUCAGCUGGGCGAUCGGCGCCAGGCGCGAAAUCUCCAGACCCUGGCGGCGAGGAUGCGCGAUCUGCUGGCGAGGCGCGUCAAGCCGCUGAUGAAGAUGCAGGACGAGCUGGUGUAUCAGUUGGCGGCGUUGGACGUGCACCUGACGCCGCUCUCGAGGCAGGUCAACGAGUCGCUCGGCCAGCUGAGACACGUGCAGUACUAUCUCGACAAUCAGGGUGAAAAGAUCGCCCAGCUGAAAACGAAGAUGUACAUCGACCGCAUGAACAAUUAUCUGGAGCAGUGGCGUACGCACGUGCUGAACGAGGUGAGCGGCGGCGCGUCCAAGUGUCGACCUCUCUGGGACAUUCUGCAAGGCGUCAAGUAUCUGCUCUGCAGCCACAUACUCGGACCGCUGAACGGCUUCUGGUUCGCCACGCUGAUCUGCGCCACGACGAUGAUGUUCAGCACACCGACGGCGCACAAGCUCGCCUGCUCCUACUGCCAUCAUCAUUACGGCGGAGGCGGUGGCGGUGGCGGCGGUGGUCUAGGCAGCCGCAAAGGAUCGAUACUCUUGCCGAGAUCGAGGCAAGGCAGCCCGGAUACCGUGAUCAUGGAGCGCGAGACUUGGCGGACGCCCGAUCCCCCGCCUUCGAUGGACAGCUGGUGAAAUGCGAGACGAGCUUUGUUGUCACGAACGUCUUGUUGUAUACACGCACUCGACAUCAUAACAUAAACACGCGGAUCGUAUCACGAUCAGAGAGAGAGAAAGAGGUGUACCCAUGAAAUACGAAGCGAGGAGAGACAGAGCAUCCAAGAAGAUAAAGAAGAAUAAUGAAAGUAUACAUAUAAAUAUCGGUUAAUUCACUCAACGUAUGAUAGAUAUUCUAAUUAAUUUAGAGAUAAUAUUGAAAGCAUAAGAUCCAUUUGUAGAUCACACAAAUACAUACAUUAGCCACGAAAUCUUUCGAAUUGUUGCAGCCAAAAAGAUUAUGUUAUUUUAGGCGUCUAAUACCUGUAAUGACCUUUUUCUAUAUGCGUAUGUUAUCACGAUCAUUGCUAAACGCAGUUAUAACUAUUAUCAUUAUUAUUAUUGUUAUUAUUAUUAUUACGUAAUGAGGAGAGAUGUUGUUACUACUCGUUAUGCUCGAAUUUUUUUGUAUACGAUAUUUGAGUUUUAUUUACAUAAUAAAAAAGGAGAAAAAACAUUUUAGUUUACAAAAAAAGAAAAAGAAGAGAAAAAGCUCUCGGAAUUUCAGCUUAU